AUGCCGCACUCUACAAAUCGCCGGGCUGCGCGUGGGCCCAACUCUCACCGAAACAACAUCAAAAGAGAUCCCGACUCCAGCACCGACUCAACAUCACUUGAUGAUUCCGGAACUUUCAACAACACAGAUCGCAGGAGAGGCACUUCAAAUACAUCAAACUUUGGUGGCAGCUCGACCUACUUAGCCGUCGACCAGUCCUUCUACCGCCAGGGGCGCUCUGAUGCACCAACGCCCAGUGAGCGUAUCACAGAGCCAGAACCGCUGCUGCGGGAAAUGAGGAUGCGUGCCCCUACCAGCGCUGCCGCUGAGAGUCCCACCAGCGUGGAUCCUGGCGAGUCCUUCUUCCACACAUCGUUCCAGGAUAUCGGCAAGAAGCUCAAGGCCUGCAACGACACGCUCGGUGAGCUUCAGCAGCUUGGUGUCUCUCACGAUGUGCAGCUCCCAGAGCUUGUCCUCGUCGGCGACCAGUCAGCCGGCAAGUCCAGUCUGAUGUCGGGACUGGCCAACCUUGAGCUUCCACGGAGUGAAGGCACUUGCACCCGCUGCCCACUGCACAUUCGUGUUUCUCGAAACAACGAUUGGUCUUGUCGCGUGUGGCUGCGUAAGGAGUACUCCUACCAACCUCCAAAUGGGCGAUCCAUCACCGAAUCUGAUGUCACGGAUGAGGAUCCCUUCUACCCUUGGCGCAAGCUUCCUGUCUCCGUUGUUCACGAGUUCAAGACCAUGCAUGAAAAGAACGAGAUCGAAGACGUUCUCCGCUGGGCCCAGAUAGCCAUUCUCAACGACGACAAAAGCCACAAACUCUUCGUUCCUGGCUCUGGAUCCAUCGCUAUGAAUACCCCGAUCGCUAAGGCAGCUGAUGAGGUGACGGCCAAGUUUUCGCCCAAUAUUGUUGCUCUCGAAAUCAAGGGCCCUGAGCUUCCUGACUUGUCUUUCUAUGACAUGCCUGGCAUCUUUCAAAACCCUGCCGACGCUCGGGACGAUUACCUUGUCAACGUUGUUCGGAACCUGUCCAGGGAAUACAUCAAACACCCAUCCGCCAUCAUUCUUUGCUCCAUGCCCAUGAACAGCGAUGCCGAAAACUCAUCCACUUUUGGGCUCACCCGCAAACUGGGCGCAUUGAAACGAACUAUCGGUGUGCUGACCAAGGCGGAUCUCAUUCCCGAGGGCGGUAACCAUGACCAGUGGUUAUCUAUCAUGAAUGGCGAAGCUCAUCAGACUGGUCUUGGUUAUUUCAUCACUUCACGGCCCCAAGGCAAGGACCUUGAUGAACUGAAAGCGUGGGAGGAGCAUGUGUUUGAGGACCACUCGUUUGAGAGAUGGCCAGCUGAGUUCCAUUGCUUCUUUGCGCGAUGUGGCAUCGAGAGACUCAAGGCAUUUCUGUCGGAGCGACUAGGAGAAGAGUUUGCGAAGAGCCUUCCCAACAUCAAGUCCACCCUCAAACACCACCUCGACAAGAUCAACGGCCAACUCAGCAAACUCCCAGAGCUACCGAUGAACGUUGAACUCGAAGUGCAGACUGGCGUCAUGGAGUUUGGUGAACAUGCCCGAUCCGAGCUGCGGCCUGCUGAGUUCUCGAAGCGGUUCGGUGCUCUCCCUGACAACUUCCGUGACUGCCUCCUCGAAAUGAAGCCCAAGUUUACCCUCAAAGAUGCCAGCGACUCUCCUGUGGUCGAGAUAUCCGAUGAUGAAUCAGAUGCGGGAUCUGCUACGACGGGCGUCAUGACACCCACCUCUAAGCGACGUAAUAUGGGGCCUCCAACUACUCCGGCGAAGCGACAACGUAUGGAGCAAGCGGCCAAUGGAAACAAUCACAACGUCCAAAACGGAAACAAUGGAUACAUCAAGCCAGAGGAAGGGAGAGGCAGUCUCCCUCCCAGACCUUCUCCGGCCGCACGACGAGCUCAAUUUCCCGAACCUUUUGCCGCCUUCAGCGGCGUUGGACGAGGGUUCCGGACACUACGCCAGGUACGGGAUGAGAUCAAAGCCAAGACUCGGGCCGGCAUGCCGGACAUCAUUACUGAAGAAGUCUACAAUGACCUUUGUCGCGAAGCUAUAAAGCCAUGGGACGGGCCGAUGAAGGCAUUCCUGGAUCAGAUUAUGCGUCUACUCUCCAACCUACUGGAAGCAGCCCUCAAGAAGUCCUUUGACCGCCUCAGCAAGCGUCUGAUCUACCAGGAGUCUCGGAAACUGCUGAGGGGGUACUUGGAGGAGCAACGCGGGGAGACUCUCAUCGCUCUCGCAGGUGUAUAUCGCCUGGAGACAUUUGGCCUGUUCACCAUCAAUCGCGAGGCCUUCCACGGAUGCCGCUCGGCUGAAGGGAUCCUCUUGAUCCGCUACCGCCACGAAAUGCGUAUGAAAGCCCAUGGGUAUUCCGAUGGGCGAGCACCAGAUCCAUGGGAGAGUCUAACGGAGGAGAAGCGAGCCCAAGACAAGAAGCGACGCGAAGCUGAUGUCGUCAAGAUUGGCCCCGAUCCGUUCGAGCGAGAGCUUGAGGUGAUUGCUUACGUUAGAGGCUACUAUCGCCUCGCGGCGCUUCGGUUUGCUGACUCAGUGGCGCUGCAAAUUACGAACGGCAUGAUUCCCCAGAUUCAAAGGCAGCUGCCGUAUUAUCUGGAUGAGAAGCUGGGCCUUCGGGGGCCGGACGCCGCUAAGAUCUAUGAGCGGCUCAUGGCGGAGGACGAGGCCACGGCGACGAAGCGAGAGACGCUCAAGGGAGAGCGGGAGAAGUUUGUCAAGGCGCUGGCCAGUAUCGAGGGGCUGGAGACGGGAGCCGACAACAACGAAUUCUCGCAGGAGGAGUCGUAUGAACCGCAUGAGACUGAGCAGACCGAUGCCAUGAUGAGCGGCGCGAUCCAGGAGGAUGGCGGAGAGGCAUAA
Messenger RNA from Ilyonectria robusta, 2880 nucleotides. RefSeq names its product P-loop containing nucleoside triphosphate hydrolase protein. The record is from RefSeq and is a predicted model, not a curated record. Lineage: Eukaryota; Fungi; Ascomycota; Sordariomycetes; Hypocreales; Nectriaceae. Gene Ontology annotation, cellular component: membrane; cytoplasm; microtubule. Gene Ontology annotation, molecular function: GTPase activity; microtubule binding; GTP binding. The coding region runs from base 1 to 2880 and encodes 959 amino acids. The transcript has 3 exons.